This is a messenger RNA of Aspergillus calidoustus, 798 nucleotides long. Lineage: Eukaryota; Fungi; Ascomycota; Eurotiomycetes; Eurotiales; Aspergillaceae. The record is from the annotation of a GenBank genome assembly.
AUGAGACAAGAAAACCAUCGUUUAUUAUCGCUCAUACUCUGUGGCCAUGUUGACAUCGUCCUGGCCCUCGCUGCCUCCAAAUCCACCAUGGAAACUCCAGCCCAUUCCAACUCCACAGAUCUCGUCCAUGGACACGGUCACCACCACCUCCCCGACCUAGACGGGACAAAGACCUCGGACGAAGUCAUCAUCCUAAUUCUCGGUGCAAUUGUCUUUCUCACCUUUGCACUGGGACUGGCAUUCCAGCUGUGCGAUAAACCGGUAUGGUUCCUCCGACGGAAACAGCUGGCCUGGCAGGAAUAUGACGAUGCAGAAAAUGAUGACUUUGGCCAGAUCCACCAGAUGGCGGAGUUGGACGUCGAGGCUGCCGCUGCCACUGCCGCCCAGACGUUAAGUGGCAUCACCGAACCCCUCCUCAAACCCGGUAGCAGCCACCAGCUGCAACUCCAUCCCUUUCGAGGCGCGACGAGGUACGGGACGAUUACGCAGCAUCAAGUUGAGGUUGGCGGGGUAAGAAAGAUGGUUCUUGUUAUCGAGGCGGAUUUGGUCGGGGAGCGGCCCUCGAUGCAGGAUGGUUACACGGAGUGGUUCGAGCGAUGGCGAGAGCGGAAUGGGAUAAAGGGCCCUACUGAGGCUACUGAACUGGCAUUUGGGGAGGGGGAUCUGACUGAUGAAGGGUCAUCGUUUGCCACGGCCGCUGUGAACGAGCCCUCCGCCAUUGAUGCGAGCCCGCCCUUGCUCGAGUUCGGCGAGGACCAGGACGAGUGCUCCGACAGUUAUCACACAGCCUGCAUGUGA